Molecule: messenger RNA, 1122 nt
Organism: Thamnophis elegans (Western terrestrial garter snake)
Lineage: Eukaryota; Metazoa; Chordata; Lepidosauria; Squamata; Natricidae
Gene: SLC30A2
Product: solute carrier family 30 member 2
Exons: 8
Coding region: 1-1122 (373 amino acids)
Biological process (GO): zinc ion transmembrane transport; response to zinc ion
Cellular component (GO): plasma membrane
Molecular function (GO): zinc ion transmembrane transporter activity
Source: RefSeq, a predicted model, not a curated record
AUGGAUCGCAAAAGCGGCGGGGUGGAAAAGAGCCACCUGCUCGACGGGGCGGAAAGCAGGUCCUAUUUAGGAGUCUCAGAAAAGGACCUCCAUGAUUCAAUGGUUGGGUUCGUACCUGACCUCACUUCUCUCGAGCUGGACCUCAAAGGGAACCUUCACUGUCACUCCAGCUGGGCAUCCAGCAAUGGCAACAACACUGAGCAAAAGAGAGCUCGUCGGAAGCUUUAUCUUGCUUCCGCCAUCUGCUUGGUCUUCAUGACUGGGGAAAUUGCAGGAGGAUAUUUUGCACACAGCCUGGCCAUUAUGACUGAUGCAGCCCACCUAUUGACUGAUUUUGCUAGCAUGAUGAUCAGCCUUUUCUCUCUCUGGAUGGCAUCUCGACAACCUACUAAAACGAUGAAUUUUGGAUGGCACAGAGCAGAGAUUUUGGGAGCCCUGCUGUCCGUUCUCUCAAUCUGGGUGGUGACUGGUGUGCUAGUUUAUCUAGCAGUGCAGAGACUGAUUUCUGGUGACUAUGAGAUAGAAGGAGAUGCCAUGCUUAUCACUUCCGGCUGUGCUGUGGCUGUAAACAUCAUGAUGGGCAUUAUCUUACACCAAUCAGGACAUGGUCAUAGCCAUCACAGUCAUAAGGAGGGGACACAUAAUACUAGCGUGCGAGCUGCUUUUAUCCAUGUCGUUGGAGAUCUUGUGCAAAGCAUUGGAGUCUUGGUCGCCGCCAUCAUAAUUUACUUCAAGCCAAAAUAUAAAUACGUGGAUCCUAUCUGUACCUUUGUGUUUUCCAUCCUGGUUCUUGGAACAACACUGAACAUUCUCCGAGAUGUCAUCCGUGUGCUGAUGGAAGGUACUCCAAAAAGCGUAGAUUUCAAUGAUGUGAAGACCAUCCUGCUUUCUAUAAAUGGAGUGAAAGCCAUUCAUAGCCUCCAUAUCUGGGCUCUAACAGUAUCACAGCCGGUGCUGUCGGUCCAUAUCGCAAUCAAUAAAGAUGCUGAUGCCCAGACGGUCUUGAAGGAAGCCAGCUGCCGACUGCAAAAAGCUUUUGAUUUCCACACAACAACAAUCCAGAUAGAAAACUAUUCGGAGGACAUGAAGGAUUGCCAAAAAUGCCAGAGUCCCACAGACUGA